Messenger RNA from Hemiscyllium ocellatum (epaulette shark), 1468 nucleotides. RefSeq names its product zinc finger protein 239-like. Bases 472 to 1362 code for a protein of 296 amino acids. Gene Ontology annotation, molecular function: DNA-binding transcription factor activity, RNA polymerase II-specific; RNA polymerase II cis-regulatory region sequence-specific DNA binding. The transcript is spliced from 4 exons. NCBI's taxonomy places the organism in Eukaryota, Metazoa, Chordata, Chondrichthyes, Orectolobiformes, Hemiscylliidae. The record is from RefSeq and is a predicted model, not a curated record. Gene Ontology annotation, biological process: central nervous system development; regulation of transcription by RNA polymerase II. Gene Ontology annotation, cellular component: nucleus.
UGUUUCGAGCAUGCGCGUUGUGAGGUCUGGCCGUGGAGAGACGUUAGUUUGUCAGAUCGGCGGGCGGGGAUGUGGGGUUAGCUGCCAAUCCUUUUAUUGCCCAUCCCUGGUUUUCCUUGAGAUAGUGGUAGUGAGUUGUCUUGCAGAACCACUGCUGUCCAAUAGUUAUGGGGUGCACCAACAAUGCUGCACAGGAGUUCCAGGAUUUGGUCCCAGCGUUGGUGAAGGAAAUGCAACAUAGUUCCAAGUCAGAAUGUUACCAGCAGAUACUGCCCAUCCACAGUUACUCGUGGAGAAGAUGAUGUUUGAUUAUCUUAAGUCACUGCAAUCCAUGUGGUGAGGGUGCUGCCAUAGUGCUGUAGGGAUUUUGAACAGGGACAAUUUGCAGUUGGGAGUCUUGAAUCAAACAUCCCAUCAAGAUAUUUGAGUCAUUCAAUUGAAUGUAACCUUAAAUGCCAUAGAAUUUUGAACAUGGAAGAAAAUAACACUAUUCACCAGUGCAGUCACACCGAGGAGCAACUGUUGAAGUGUGGUGUCAGAGAGGAGGGAUUCAGUUACCAACCUGAGCUGGACACUCAUCAAUAUACUCACACAGGGGAGAGGCCGUUAACCUGCUCUAUAUGUGGGAAGGGAUUUGCUCGAUUAUCUCAGCUGAUGGCACACCAACGAGUGCACAGUGGGGAAAGACCUUUUAAGUGCCCAGAUUGUGACAAAUGCUACAAAAGCUCUGGGGACCUGAAGUCUCAUUAUCGUGUUCAUACCAAUGAGAGACCUUUCAGGUGCUCUCAAUGUGGGACUGGGUUCAGGGGAUCAUUCCAACUCACUGUGCAUCAGCGAAUUCAUACAGGGGUGAGGCCAUUCAUCUGCUCCAUGUGUGGGAAGGGGUUCACUCAGUUAUCCCACGUAUUAAGACAUGAGCGAGUUCACACUGGGGAGAGACCUUAUAAAUGUCCAGAUUGUGAGAAGUGUUAUAAAAGCUCCGGGGAACUGAUGUCCCAUCAACGUGUUCACACUGAUGAGAGACCCUUCAGGUGCUCUCAGUGUGGGACUGGGUUCUGGCUGUCAUCUGAACUCAAUAUACACCAGCGAGUUCACACUGGAGAGAGGCCGUUCAUCUGCUCUGAGUGUGGAAAAGGAUUCAGUCAGUCAACCCAGCUAUUCACACACCAGCGAGUUCACACUAGGGAGAGACCAUUUACCUGCUCUGAGUGUGGAAAGGGAUUCACCCAAUCAUCUGACUUGCUGAUUCAUCAGCGAAUUCACACUGGAGAGAAGCCGUUCAAUUGCUCUGAAUGUGGGAAGAGAUUUACUACAUCAUCCCACCUGCUGAAACACCAGCGAGUCCACAAGAAGAUGCCGUGAUGGGAUUUUGCGGAUAGUUGUAUCCUGAAUGAACUGUUUGUUGGGAUCUGUUUUUGCUGAUGUUAACAAACUCCAGUCCAGUUAUAGGUGUUAGUAUUCUGCAUAG